AUGACCGCUGCAGUCGCAUCCAACAAUACAACCUCGGACGAAGCUCGUCGAGCCGCUCAAAGCUAUCUCAACAACCGUCUCACAACCAAGUCAGACGGACCAGCUCGACCUUUCAAUGUUCCUGUCAUCGACAUCUCAUCAACCUUCGAUGGUACUCUUGAGGACAAACAGGCCGUAGCAUCUCAAAUCCGUGAUGCCUGCACCAACAGCGGCUUCUUCCAAAUUACUGGCCACAAUGUUCCUGAAUCCGUUCGCCAAGGCGUCCUGAAGCAGGCCUCCAACUUCUUCAAGCAACUGCCUCCUGCUCAGAAAGACGAGCUACACGUCAAGCACAAUGCGUUGAUGCGUGGAUGGGAACCCUCGGACUACACCUAUGUGAAUCCCGAUGACUGGGCCACCGCUGCUGUACCGGAAACAAAGGAAGGCUUCAAUUGGGGAUAUGAAGCUUCUCUUGACCCUACCGGCGGUGAUGGCAAAUACCGCGAUCUUGACGGCAGCACCGAAAACGGCAAUGUCUGGCCUGACGACUCGGCUAUACCUGGCUUCAAGCAAGACAUUGCAGAGUACUACGGUCAAGUCCUCCAACUCGCCCGUCACCUGUUCAGACUAUUUGCCCUCAGCUUGGACCUGCCGGAAACCCACUUCGAUGAGAUGAUGACGCAUCCAGGCGGUAUCUCUCGUCUCUUGUACUAUCCUCCUUCAAAAGAUCCCAAGCCCUUGGAUCCCAACGAAGCAGACAAGCAAGUCGGACUUGGAUCGCACACCGACUACGAAUGCUUCACCCUUCUUCUCUCAUCCACAACCCACGGUCUAGAAAUCUUGACACCAGAUAACGUCUGGACGCCAGCGACAGCUGUCGAAGGCGCAUUCAUCGUAAACGUCGCCGAUUUUCUGAUGAGAUGGACAAAUGGAGUCUACAAGAGCACUAUCCACCGUGUUGUGAACAGAACCACAAAAGAACGAUACAGCGUUCCCUUCUUCUUCAGCAUCAACUACGAUCAACUUGUCGAAACACUACCAAGCUGUAUCUCCGAUAAAAACCCUUCAAGAUACCCACCGAUUCGUGCCGGCGAGUAUGUAUUAGAGCGACUGAAGGCUACCGUCAAAGACGGUUGA
This is a messenger RNA of Aureobasidium subglaciale EXF-2481, 1116 nucleotides long. RefSeq lists its product as uncharacterized. Gene Ontology annotation, molecular function: dioxygenase activity. The record is from RefSeq and is a predicted model, not a curated record. The transcript has 2 exons. Bases 1 to 1116 code for a protein of 371 amino acids. Lineage: Eukaryota; Fungi; Ascomycota; Dothideomycetes; Dothideales; Saccotheciaceae.